Malaclemys terrapin pileata is the source of this 2288-nucleotide messenger RNA. Its product is annotated as HEPACAM family member 2-like. The record is from RefSeq and is a predicted model, not a curated record. Lineage: Eukaryota; Metazoa; Chordata; Testudines; Emydidae. Bases 503 to 1240 code for a protein of 245 amino acids. The transcript has 5 exons.
GGGGGCACAAACAAAGAUGUGGACAGCUUGCAGGCCAGGCUCCAGGCACCAGCCCAGUAAGCAGAUGCUUGGGGCUGCCAAGGGAGAGGGGCAGUGCGUCAGGCUCUUUGGCCUGCGAUAGCAGCUUUUUUUUUAUUAUUAUUAUUAUUUUUUAUUUUUCUUUUUGCUGCUUGGAGCAGCAAAAACUCUGGAGCCCGCCCUCACAGUUUGGAGUUUGUUUCUGAUCAGAAAUUCAUCAGGGAGAAGGGAGCAACACAGAAUUCUGCCUGUGGGUGUAACUGACUCACACUGAUUUAGGGCAACAGGUUUUUUUGAACAGCGCCUGAAUCUGGCAGAUUAAACCCCCAGAAUUCCUUAGAAUUUCGCACCGUGUUUGAGAAACUUUUUCUAAGGAAUUAUUCGUGACCGUGCUGCAGCGUUUCUUGAUACCCGUCCCCAGGCGGCAGGAGUGACUGAUUUAGCGCCUGCGAGUCUCUUUGCCGGCCGGGAUAGCGCUCCGGCUAUGCGCGCUCUGGGGGGCUCCGGCCUGCGGGCGCUGCUCUCAGUAGCAUGGUUGAUUUCAUGGUGUUACGUCCUAGCUGGGCCCCCAGGAGAGAGGAUGACUGCUGCUGCUGGAUCCUGCAUUGGGCUCCCUGGACUGGAUCAGUUGCAGGGUGUUAGCCUCAUGCAAUGGAAAUUUUCUGAGCAAUACCUUGUGACUUAUCAUGUCAAUAACUCCAGUCUUCCUGACAUUGUGGACCAAGACAGAUUUCUUUUCCAGAAGUCAAAUGGAUCUCUCCAGAUCUGUGGAUUAAAAGUGAAUGACAGUGGGAUCUAUACCCUAAUAAUAAACAUGAAGAAGCAAAAUGACAGAUCCAUCCAACUAGAAGUUGUUGAGCCCGUGUCCCAGCCGGAACUCUGGAGCAACUUGUCCUUGAUCGGCCUUACCACUGAGCUGGUGUGCAACACCUCAGUUGAGAAAGUGGCUAAAUAUCAGUGGAAGAAGGAUGGGAAGCCCCUCCCUAUAGAAAGCCAUUACCAGCUCUCUCAGAAUAACAGUGUGUUACUCAUAUUAACCACCACCUGGUCUGACAAAGGCUCCUAUAGUUGUAAUGUCAGCAAUGAGGUCAGCUGGCAUGAAAUUUCCCUGGAGCUGUCCAUUCAACAAAACAGAAAGAGAAUAUGGAUGCUGCUCCCCAUUGGAAUAUGUAUGAUUGCCUGUGUUGUCACUGGUAUCUUCAUUUUUAAAUCCAGCUCAUGAGUGUGUUUUUUUUUAAUUCUGAUUUUUAUCAGAAGAAGGUUCUUUUGGGGAAAGGAGCUUGCAACAGAACUUCCUUGAAUGUCUUGUGUGAUGUCCUAGUCAAUUUCUGGAAUAAUUAAUGAAGCACUUUAUGGUGAGCAGAACCAGACGUUUCAGAGAAAGAUGCAAGAAACCAUGUGUGACAGUGUACCCCAUAAGGCUUUAUGGGGAGGGAGUGCUUAUAAAUGUAUGUAUGACAUAACUGGAAUAUGUUUUGUGCUGCCUGUGCCAGGUAACAUAUCUCCAUAAAGGUUAUGGUCUACUAUAUCUAUUCAUCCUAUUUGUACAUGUAUAUCAUUUUCUACUUGAGGUUAAGAGUAUGGGCUGAAUGCUUGCUUGGUUUCUAAGUAAGCUUUGGGAGGCAUUUGCUCAGCUUCUUUAGGAAGGAAUUCGCCAGGUUAAGUACCUGAUCAGGAAACACUUGGAGAACAAUGCAUCUUGGAAUGCUCCAAUCCACAUAAGAAGUCUUCCUGGAGACAUACAAGAUACCAUGUGGACAAUGGCGUCAGCCUGUAAAGACUGAGUCAUGCAGGGGCAUGUGACUUGCCCAGGUGACUCCAAAAUUCCAUCUUGGAGCUGGACUUUGCAUAGGAGGGAGGAGGGGGGUCCCCACCCACAAGAGUCUAUUUAAACCCGUGGGAGACCCCCUCCAUUUUGUCUUCAGCUGGCUAAAGAAGGAGCCUCUCCACCCCCCACCCCCCAGGAUACUUGAAGGAGACUGAAACAAAGGACAGUAAAUACAGGGGGUGUGAGUGAUUGCUGGACCCAGGCUAAAAGGAGAUUAGCCUGUAAAAGGGAGCACUCUGGAACUGGUGAGGAAAUUAUCUGUAUUCAGUUUGAUUAGGUAUAGAUUUGCGCAUUUUAUUUUAUUUUGCUUGGUGACUUACUUUGUUCUGUCUGUUACUACUUGGAACCACUGGUGACUUACUUUGUUCUGUCUGUUACUACUUGGAACCACUUAAAUCCUACUGUCUGUAUUUAAUAAAAUCACUUUUUAUUUAGUAAUUUA